Closterium sp. NIES-65 is the source of this 2949-nucleotide messenger RNA. The record is from the annotation of a GenBank genome assembly. Lineage: Eukaryota; Viridiplantae; Streptophyta; Zygnematophyceae; Desmidiales; Closteriaceae.
AUGAACGAAAACCCCUUUUCCAGGCUCGCGCUGCACUUCCAGCGGCUGGAUUUCCGCAGGGUCAGCUCCGCCUUCACCAAAACCGCCUUAGGUAUAGCCAGCUUCCAGAAGAGCCUUCAUCUUCCCGUCUCCAGCAGGGCGUUUCCCUGUGUGAGGGCCGUGAGCGUGGAGGGAGAGACGGCAGUGGAGGAGGCAGUGGAGGCUGUUCCCGAGAGCACCGAUGCCGCCGCCGAGCAAACGCCUGCUCCGUCUGCUGCUGCUGAGGAGAAGACGGAGGAGAGGAAGGCGCGGCCUGGGGCUACCAGGAGGAGAAAGGUUACCGUGAACGUCGAGGACCUCCAGCCUGGCCAAGAGCUCACUGGCAAAGUUCGCUCGGUGAAGCCGUACGGAGCCUUCGUCGACAUUGGCGCGUUUACCGACGGCCUCGUCCACAUCUCCCAGCUCGCGACGGGUUUCGUGAACAAGGUUGAGGAUGUGGUAACCGUCGGGCAGGAGGUUGUAGUGCGAGUGAUCGAGGCCAGCAAGGAGUCCGGCCGCAUCGCGCUCACCAUGCGCGACCCGGAAGCGGAGCGCGUGGCGGCGGAGGAGACGGCGGCCGUUGAUGCGGAGCGGAAGGCGUCGGCGCAGCAGCGGCGCCAGUCCGCGGGGGGCGCGGAGGGGGACGCGUCCGAGCGCAAGGUGGCGGGCAGGGGCCGCAGGCAGCAGCGGGAGGAUCAGAAGCCGACGCAUAACUACAAGAAGGGGCAGAAGGUGAAGGGCGUGGUGAAGAACCUGACGUCAUACGGAUGCUUCGUGGAGCUCGAGGGGAAGGUGGAGGGGCUCCUCCACGCCUCCGAGAUCGCCCCUGGUGGCGACAUGGUGCCUGUGGAGUCGCUGGUGUCGGUGGGCCAGGAGCUCGAGGUCACUAUUGCAAAGGUUGAGAAGAACCGCAUCAGCCUGACAAUGAAGGAAGAGGUCGAUGUGACUCUCUUCAACGAGACGAGCCCCCAGGACGAAGAGAUUCGUGCACUCAACCCCUUCGAGGCGGCCUUCCGCCGCGCCAACCUCGUCACUGACGCCCCCCGCCGCGCCCCGGCUGCUGCUGACGCGGAGGAGGAGCUUCUGGUGGUGGAGAAGAAGGAAACAGCUGAGGCAGCGGCAGAGACAGUGGCGGAGGCUGUAGAGGAGGCAGCAGAGGAGGCAGCAGAGGCAGUGGCGGCUGCUGUGGAGGAGGAGAAGGAGGAGAAGGUAGAGGAGGAGGCGGCACCUGUGCCGCUUGAGGCUGUUGCUGCUGCUGAGCCUGCUGCGGCUGAAGCUGUUGCGGAAGCGGCGGAGGCUGUGCUGGUGGCAGAUAUCCCGGCUGUGGAGGAGACGAAGGAGGAGGCUGCUCCUGCUCCUGCCGCCACCCCCGCAGCAGGUAGCAGCAUUUCAGCGGCGGUGGUGAAGCAGCUGAGGGAGGAGACGGGGGCUGGCAUGAUGGCAUGCAAGAAGUCCCUUAACGACGCCAACGGGGACCUCGACACGGCCCACGAGAUCCUCCGCAAGAAGGGCCUCGCCACAAGGGGCUUGGUGCUUUCCGCAGCAGGUGGCAUUUCAGCCGCAGUGGUGAAGCAGCUGAGGGAGGAGACGGGGGCCGGCAUGAUGGCAUGCAAGAAGGCUCUCACCGACGCCAACGGGGACCUCGACACGGCCCGCGAGAUCCUCCGCAAGAAGGGGCUCGCUUCCGCCGACAAGAAAGCUUCCCGCAUUGCGUCCGAAGGGCUCGUGAGCAGCUACGUUCACUCGGACCGCAUCGGCGUUCUCAUCGAGGUGAACUGCGAGACGGAUUUCGUCGCCCGAGGGAGUGCGUUCCAGGAGCUGGUGGAAGAUUUGGGCAUGCAGGUGGCGGCGUGCCCCCAGGUGGAGGUGGUAUCUGUGGAGGAUGUGCCUGCGGAGCAGGUGGCGAAGGAGAGGGAGGUGGAACUGGGGAAGGAGGAUCUGGCGAGCAAGCCUGAGGCGGUUCGCGGGAAGAUUGUGGAUGGGCGGAUGGCGAAGAGGUUGAAUGAGCUAGCUCUGUUGGAGCAGCCGUAUAUCAAGAAUGAUAAGGUGAUGGUGAAGGAUGUGGUGAAGCAGGCCAUUGCUUCUCUCGGCGAGAACAUCCGCAUUCGCCGCUUCGUGCGGUUUAACCUCGGGGAGGGAAUCGAGAAGAAAUCGGCUGAUUUCGCAGCGGAGGUGGCUGCAGCCAGCCAGGUGCAGGCCCCUGCCGCGCCUGCUGCUCCUGCCCCUGCCGCUCCUGCCGCCGAAGCUGCGCCCGAGCCUGCCGCCGACAAGCCCAAGGUCGCCGUGUCUAUGGCGGCAGUGAAGCAGCUUCGGGACGCCACCGGCGCCGGCAUGAUGGACUGUAAGAAAGCACUUGAAUCCACCAGUGGGGAUGUUGAUGCUGCCCGGGAGCUGCUCCGCAAGAAGGGUCUGGCCAGCGCAGACAAGAAGGCAUCUCGCAUCGCCGCGGAGGGCAUUGUCGGGAGCUACAUUCACGACGGGCGCAUCGGCGCUCUCAUCGAGAUCAACUGCGAGACGGACUUUGUCGCGCGGGGGGACAAGUUCCGGGAGCUGGUGGACGACCUGGCGAUGCAGGUCGUGGCGUGCCCGGGCGUGCAGGUGGUGAGCGAGGAGGAUGUGGAUUCGGCCUGGCUCGCCAAGGAGCGGGAGAUUGAGAUGGGGAAGGAGGAUCUGGCGAGCAAGCCCGAGGCGGUGCGCGGUAAGAUUGUGGACGGGCGGCUGGCGAAGCGCGUCUCAGAGCUGGCUCUGCUGGAGCAGCCGUUUAUUAAGAACGAUAAGGUGACUGUGAAGGAGGUGGUGAAGGAGGUGGUGGCUGCGCUGGGGGAGAACAUCCGCGUGAGACGGUUUGAGAGGUUUACGCUGGGAGAGGGGAUUGAGAAGAAGGUGUCGGAUUUUGCUGCUGAGGUGGCUGCUGCUGCGGGGCAAGCGUAA